GUUUACGGUUUCUCUCAGGCCGACGCGAUCAUCCCCCUCUGCAAAGAUCUGGCCGGCCGGCUGCCCCCACAUUCUCAAGCUAGAUAAAAGUAUAGUUAGAGACUGCCUCUCCUUAGUCUACAGCUAGCUGGCAAAGUGCAAGAUGCUAGAGGAGGAUUUGGAGAUAGCCAUCAAAGUGGUUGUGGUUGGAAAUGGACAUGUGGGUAAGAGCUCCAUGAUCCAGCGGUUCUGCAAAGGAGUGUUCACUAAAGACUAUAAGAAGACAAUUGGAGUGGAUUUUCUGGAGAAGCAUAUGGAAAUCAACGACAAAGAAACUCGACUGAUGCUUUGGGACACUGCUGGGCAGGAGGAAUUUGAUGCUAUUACAAAGGCAUACUACAGAGGUGCGAAUGUGUGUGUGGUCGCAUUUUCCACUGUGGAUCGAGACUCUUUUCUAGCUGUGGAAAAUUGGAAAAGAAAGGUCGAGGCAGAAGUUGGUGAAGUUGUUAUGGUUGUUGUGCAGAAUAAAAUCGACCUUAUCGAUAAAGCUUGCAUGACUCCAGAUGAGGUGGACACAUUAGCCAAGAAUCUCCGACUGAAGCUUUUUAGGAUCUCAGUGAAGGAAAAUUUCAACGUGGAUGAAGUUUUUAAUUAUCUGUGCUCAAAGUUUCUCAACAAAAGAGCUAGAAAGCAGAAGGAACUCACAGAAAAGCAAACCACUAUAGGGUUCAGUAAUGGAACCGAGUCUGUGCCAGAGACCAAGACAAAGGAAUCUACUGUAUUAGGAGGUUCAAAUGGAACUGAAGAUGUAACAAACUCAAACGGUGGACAAUCAUUUCAGAUUAAGCCCACAAAAGAGCGGGCCAAGAAAAAGACUUCAGGAUGUAUUGUUUUAUAGCAAGCACCAGAGGAUGUCAGCAAAACAUCACUCAGUAUUUAUGUUGUUUGUGCAUAAUUUUUAGUACUGUA
Molecule: messenger RNA, 948 nt
Organism: Halichondria panicea
Lineage: Eukaryota; Metazoa; Porifera; Demospongiae; Suberitida; Halichondriidae
Product: ras-related protein Rab-23-like
Exons: 7
Coding region: 143-877 (244 amino acids)
Biological process (GO): vesicle-mediated transport
Molecular function (GO): GTPase activity; GTP binding
Source: RefSeq, a predicted model, not a curated record